AUGGUGGCGUUGAUGGCGGAGGAGCCUGCCAAGGUUGGCACCUCAAUCUGCUUGGAGAUGGACCAGUGGAAGAUGGUGGAGACGACACAUUUGAGUGCGUCAGACCGGUUUAUACCCCAGACCCGCAAAGCUCGUGAUAUGGCAGUCACUAAAUGCUUAGCUCUUAGUUUGAUUGUCCUGUUCGGCACUGGGUUAGCCAAUGCUGCAAGGGUAGCUAGAUACUCUAGUUCCGAAGGAACCGGCACGGGAGGAGGAGAGGGUGGUGGGUCCGUCAAUGGUGCUGGAUCAGGGUCUGGGGCUGCUGUUGGGUCUGCAGGAAAUGAUGAAAAUGGGGGGUUCGUCCAUGGAAGUGGUGGUGGAGGAGGAGGAGGCGGUGGUGGUGGAAAAAAUGGUGGGUCUGGACGUGGAUCUGGAUCUGCCUUGGGCUCAGGCUCGACCCAGAUUGGUCCAGACCCUUUCGGUGGAUCUUCUAGUGCUAGUGGUCAUGGUGGCGGUCGAGGCGGAGGACAAGGUAGAGGCUACGAUGGAUCUAGUGGUUAUGGGAAUGGUGGCGGCACUGGCUCUGGUGCUAGUGAGUCAAACAAUGGGUACUGGCCCGGUGGUGCUUAUGCCAAUGCUAAUGCUUCUGGCAACGGUGGAGGGAGAGGCAAUGGUCAAAAUGGUGGAAGUGGUGGUGGCGAAGGUGGAGGAGGCGGAAACAGUGAUGGACACCCGUAA
Triticum turgidum subsp. durum (durum wheat) is the source of this 717-nucleotide messenger RNA. The record is from the annotation of a GenBank genome assembly. NCBI's taxonomy places the organism in Eukaryota, Viridiplantae, Streptophyta, Magnoliopsida, Poales, Poaceae.